Messenger RNA from Aureobasidium namibiae CBS 147.97, 1650 nucleotides. RefSeq names its product beta-lactamase/transpeptidase-like protein. Gene Ontology annotation, molecular function: aminopeptidase activity. The coding region runs from base 1 to 1650 and encodes 549 amino acids. The record is from RefSeq and is a predicted model, not a curated record. NCBI's taxonomy places the organism in Eukaryota, Fungi, Ascomycota, Dothideomycetes, Dothideales, Saccotheciaceae. The transcript has 2 exons.
AUGGCCGCAGAACCCACCGACAUCGACAGCAUCCUUGCCGCCGUCCCACACCUGUCUCAAGGGCCCGGUGGUGUCGUCGCGGUCGUAAAAGAUGGCACGCUGCUAGGCCAACGCGCCUGGGGCUACGCCGACCUCGACAACCGCAUCCCAAUGUCAACCAAGACCCAGUUUCCCAUCUGCUCUAUUUCGAAGCAGAUGAUCUGUUUGGCUAUGCUGUCGCUUUUGGAAGAGCCUACUGCUGAGAUGGAAGAGCGCAAAGUGGAUGUGGCACAGCAGUUCGAGGAUGAGCUGCAGAGGUUGCUGCCUAAUCUGAAGUGCGGCGCUGAGGACGGAGCCAAGGUGGCUGAUUUGUGCAAUAUGCAGUCGGGUAUCCGUGACUAUUGGGCACUAACCACUCUCUGGGGCGCUCGUCCUGAUGACAAAUUUUCUUUGUUGCACGACGCUCCCAAAGCGCUCGAGCGAAUCAAAAGCUAUCACUUUGCUCCUGGCACUGAGUACUCUUACUCGAACGUGAACUUCCACGUACUUGGCCGGAUCUUGGAGAAUGUAUCUGGAAUGUCACUUGCUCAGCUGCUCGUGCAAAGGUUGUUCAUUCCUGCAGGUAUGAAGAACGCCAGCCUCUGCGCAAACACCAACGGCCUUCCUCUGCCCAUCGUCGGAUACGAGGGCAACCCAAAAGUCGGAUACUUUGCCGCCACCAAUCGCAUCGAGUGGGGUGGUGAUGCUGGUAUUGCAUGCUCGCUGGAAGACAUGAUCGCCUACGAGAUUUACCUGGAUAAGAGCCUCAAGGAUAGUUCCAGUCCGUACGCUCAAUCAAUCAAAGACCAAGAGUACAGAAACGGCACACCAGCUAGCUAUGGAUACGGACUCAAGAAACUCAAGGUAGCAGGGCAUUCAGCCAUUGGUCACGGCGGCGCCCUCCGCGGGUUUCGACAUGCAAGGAUGCAGUUUCCAUCGGAGCGACUUUCUGUGGUCGUCAUGCACAACUUUGAGACAUCACCCGGUGCUCCCGCCGAGUACAUUGUCAAGAAAUUGUUGGGUACAAAGGAGCCCGAGCCCCAGACGAUUGCUUUCCCCGCUGCCUGGAAGGGACACUACCUGGAUGAAGAGACGCAGCUCUACGUUGGAAUCGAAGAAGGCGACAGAGAAAAGCCUGGCACGAUUUCGGUCAGCUACGGCCCUGGCACGGGAGGUGAAGUGGCCAGAUUGACGUCGGAAACGGAAGCGAAAGCCGAUGGCAUGAAGCUCAAGCUCGAGGGCGAUGUUCUGCACGUGGAACGAAUUGACGAGAAUCGGAGCUUGCGGGCUGUGCGUCUGAAGGCUGUUGAGAAGAAGGACUUUGGUCAGACCUUGAGCGAAGGCGUGGUGGGAGUGUAUCGCAACGAGGAAUGCGACAGUACCUUCACAGUCAGCGGAGAGCGCGGUGCCUUGUACGGCUCGUUCGACGGCUUCCUCGGACGCGGACCCAUCUGGACCAUGAAGCAGAUUGGGACCAAUCAAGUGUGGGCGUUGGGUAAUCCUCGUGGUCUUGACUCGACACCGCCCGGAGACUGGACUGUUGUCUUCAAGGACGAGAAGGAUGGCAAAUGCAGCAGCGUCAGCGUAGGGUGCUGGCUAGCCCGCAAGGUCGAGUACGUCAGGCAAGACUAG